GUCACAGCGACAUUUGUCAGAGUCAGAGACGUCAAAGUGUCAAAAGAAAAUGACGUAAAUUGUAGUACAACAAAAAUAAUUUUAAUCUAAUAAAAUCGUGUAUUGAUUAUUGAAAAAGGUUUUUAGUGAAUAAGUUCAACAUGUUUUGUUGUCUGAAAAGUUGUAUGAAUGGCUUUACGUUAACACCUAGCGUACCUAUACGCAUAAAGGAAAAUCCUGUACAGUUGGAUACGUUACACAUGGGUCAUGAGAUGGUGAUAAUAAAGGGGGGACAGCGAGUGUGUGGUUCAGGCUGUGCACUUGGCAAUGCACCACUUGUGCAGAACAAAUCAUAUUUUGAGGUGAAGCUGCAGCAGGGAGGAGUGUGGGCCGUUGGAGUGGCUACUAGGGAAACAGAUCUCAAUAGAGUACAUGGUGGAAUGGACAAAGAAUCUUGGUGUCUCAACAGUGACGGUACAGUGCGUCACUCGAACAUCGAGCUCUAUCACCUCGCACAAGCGCCGCGAGAGUCACCGACCGCCGAUUUACUUGUAUCAACAGAAUCACCAACCCAUGAAAAUGAAAAGCCGGAAAGCGAGAAAGCGACAAACGCUGCGGCGGUCAUGCCAGUAGAGGGCGACACCAUCGGUGUGGCCUACGACCAUGUAGAUCUGAAUUUCUUCUUGAAUGGAAAGAAUAUGGAGAUACCAGUCAGUAAUAUUAGGGGGACGGUAUACCCAGCACUCUAUGUUGACGACGGCGCAAUUUUGGACGUAAUCUUCGAAAACUUCCUCUACCCACCGCCGACAGGAUUCGAAAAGAUCAUGGUGGAACAAUCCCUCCUCUAACAGAUGACCACGGACCGGCGGUGUAUAUGGACCUUGAUGUUUUGGCAGAGUGCUAUUGUGAAUACUGCUUAAGACUUAUAUCUGAGACUGUCUAGUGUGAAUGAACUAUAUUUUUAAAUACUGAACCUUUCUC
Molecule: messenger RNA, 960 nt
Organism: Spodoptera exigua (beet armyworm)
Lineage: Eukaryota; Metazoa; Arthropoda; Insecta; Lepidoptera; Noctuidae
Source: the annotation of a GenBank genome assembly